AUGACUGCUGAACGAAGUUGGAUGUAUGCUCGUCUCAUAGACGGUUUACUGAAUCCCAGAUAUUUAGAGGGUAUGAAUGAAUUUCUAGAGAAAGCUAAGACCUGCACAGAGUAUUUAAAUGGCGAUCAGAUCCGCUGUCCUUGUAAUCGAUUUAAGUGCCAGAACCGUAGCUUUCAAGAUGAAAAUACAGUUAAAUAUCAUUUAAUGAAGCAUGGUUUUGUUCAAAAUUACCUUGUUUGGUAUUUGCACGGUGAAACUGAAGUGCAUGACGGAUAUGGUGAUACAGAUUUAGACAUGUCUUAUGGUUCUGACAGUGUUAAUCACCCAAAUUUCAAUCGUUUUGAGGACAUGGUCAUGGAUGCAACAAGCUGUCAUGUAAUGCAUAAUGAUACAUAUGAGAUGCCAAACUCGGCUGCACAGAAACUGUAUGAUAUGUUAAAUGCAUCUAAGCAACAACUAUGGCCUGGCUGUGAAACUCACUCCCAGUUAUCAGCUGUUUCACGUUUAUUAAAUCUGAAGGCUGAACAUCAUUUCUCGGAACAGUGUUUUGAUCAGAUUUGUGAACUCAUGAAGGAGAUGUUACCGAGUGACAAUGUCAUGACGGACAGCUUUUACUCAACAAAGAGACUAGUCCGAGGAUUGGGGCUUCCUGUACAAAAGAUACACUGUUGUGCGAAUGGUUGUAUGAUUUUUUGGGAAAAUGAUAAAGAACUUACACGAUGCAAAUUUUGUGACCAUGAAAGGUUCAAACGCCUGAAGCACAACUUGGGGAAAGGGAAGAGUCAAAUACCAUACAAAAAGAUGUAUUACUUCCCCAUUACACCACGUUUGCAAAGACUUUAUGCGUCAUGUGUUACAGCUAAGUAUAUGACUUGGCACAAUGACCAUGCAACUGAGAAUGGGGUGAUGCGCCACUGUUCAGAUGCUCCUGCUUGGAAGCAUUUCAACCAAACUCAUCCAACCUUUGCACUGGAGGCCCGAAAUGUCAGACUUGGCCUUUGCACUGAUGGAUUUCAACCAUUCGGUCAAUCUGGGCAACAAUAUUCUUCAUGGCCAGUAAUACUAACUCCAUACAAUUUGCCACCAGGUAUGUGUAUGAAAGAUGAGUACAUGUUCCUGACAAUUAUAAUACCUGGUCCCAAGAAUCCGAAAGAGAAGCUUGAUGUGUACAUGCAGCCAUUAGUGCAAGAAUUGAAAGAACUUUGGGCAACUGGUGUUAAUACUUACGAUGCUUUCCAACAGAACAAUUUUACUAUGCGUGCUGCAUUAAUUUGGACUAUAAGUGACUUCCCUGCUUAUUCAAUGCUCUCAGGGUGGAGCACUGCAGGACGCACUGCAUGUCCCUACUGUAUGGAAAACACAGAUGCAUUUACAUUACGAAAGGGGGGUAAACAAACAUGGUUUGACAGUCAUCGGAAGUUCUUGCCUGACGACCACCCUUUCCGUCGAAACAAGACAUCUUUUAUUAAAAACAAAUGUGUAUCGAAGUCACCACCGCCAAUUAGAACUGGGGAAUACUUGCUAAAAGAAAUUGAGCAAAUUGGGUUGAGGCGGGUUAUAGACAUUGACAGUCAUGAAAUAAAUUGUCGGCUUUCAAAGAUAACUGGUUGGCGUAAGCGGAGCAUAUUAUGGGAUUUGCCAUAUUGGUCUUCAAAUUUGAUUCGCCACAAUCUUGAUGUCAUGCACAUUGAAAAGAAUGUAUUUGAAAAUAUUUUUAAUACAGUUAUGAAUGUGGAGGGGAAGACAAAAGACAAUAUCAAAUCAAGGGAAGAUUUAAAUGAAAUAUGCAGGAGACCAGAAUUGAAGAAAGAUCCAAUUAGCGGGAAAUAUCCAAAAGCAUGUUAUUGUUUGGAUAACCAAUCGAAGGUGAUACUUUGUGAUUGGCUUAAAACACUCAAAUUCCCUGACGGAUUUGUUUCCAAUCUAGGGAGAUGUGUUGAUAGUCGGAAGCUUAGACUUUUUGGUAUGAAAAGCCACGACUGUCAUGUUUUCAUGCAACGAAUUCUUCCUAUAGCUCUCAGAGAGUUCUUACCAAAUAAUGUUUGGCAACCAAUAACAGAGCUUAGCAAUUUCUUUAGAGAACUCACCUCAACUACACUUACUAAUGGGGACAUGCAACGGUUACAUGAACAAAUUCCUGUGAUCCUUUGUAAGCUUGAACGAGUUUUUCCUCCAAGUCUGUUUGAUUCAAUGGAACAUUUACCAGUACACCUUGCAUAUGAGGCAUUAAUUGCAGGACCAGUACAAUAUCGGUGGAUGUACCCAUUUGAGAGGUACUUGAGAAAGUUAAAGAACAAUGUUAAAAAUAAAGCAAGGGUUGAAGGUUCAAUAUGCAAUGCUUACUUGGUAGAAGAAGCAAGUGCAUUUUCUGCUCACUACUUUGAAGCACAUGUAAUGACCAGACAUCGAAAGGUUCCACGCAACUUGCAUGAAUUUGUAUCUGAUGAUGACAUACCAGGUAAAUUAAGCAUAUUCAAAUGCACAGGUAGAACUAUCGGAAAAGGAAAAUCCAGAUAUAUGACUGAAGAUGAAAUCCAAGCCGCUCAAACAUAUAUUCUAUUAAAUUGUCCAGAGGUGAAAACAUAUAUUGAUAUUUAUGUGGAGCGAGUAAAGUCGACACAACCAAAUAUCACAGAUGCAGCUGUUGAUGAAAAACUAGAGACGGACUUUGUCAAAUGGUUUUACAAGUAUGCCCAUGAAUCGCCAAACAAUGUACAAAAUCAGCUUAUGCAAGAUGUGGCGAAGGGACCACUCAGAAGUGUCACCACUUUUAAUGGGUAUUGUGUUAAUGGAUGUAAAUUCAACACAAUCAAUGGAAAUUCAAGUAGUAACUCAAUGAAUUUUGGUGUAUGUAUAAAAGGGAGUAAUUACAGUUCUGAAGAAAGUGACUACUAUGGACAGUUGGUCGAGGUGUUGCGAUUGGAGUAUCCGGGGCUACCAAUUAAGCGGACUGUACUUUUCAAAUGUGACUGGUUUGAUCCAACACCAAAUACGGGCACCAAGGUGCACCGACAGUAUAGAAUUGUUGAUAUUAACAAUAAGCGUAGCUACAGUAAGUACGAGCCAUUUGUAUUGGCCUCUCAGGCAACACAAGUCGUUUAUGCUUCAUACCCGAGCAAGCGUCGUGACAAAAAUGAUUGGUGGGCUGUGAUGAAAGUUAAAGGUAGACCCGUUGUUGAACUAUCUCAAACGUCUUCAAAGACAUAUGAACCUUUUCAAGAAGAUGACAUAGAAUAUGCUGAAGUAAAUAUCGAUGAUAUUAAUCAACAACACUGCCUCAAUGAUCCUAGCGGAGGAAUGACUGAGAUUCAUGAUGACGUUUCGACAGAUGAAGACGAAUUCCUUAGUGACCCUGAUUCUGAUGCAGAUGCAGACGGUGAUAAUGAGUACAAUUCAUAUGAAUCAGAGUAA
Manihot esculenta (cassava) is the source of this 3411-nucleotide messenger RNA. RefSeq lists its product as uncharacterized. Lineage: Eukaryota; Viridiplantae; Streptophyta; Magnoliopsida; Malpighiales; Euphorbiaceae. The record is from RefSeq and is a predicted model, not a curated record. The transcript has 3 exons. Bases 1 to 3411 code for a protein of 1136 amino acids.